AUGGAGAGUCUUCCGGGAGCGGAGAGCCUGGUCUAUGGUCCAUUUCCGGACCAGACUUCAACUCCGGACUCUGCUUCCGAGCAGUGCCCUUCCACUCUAUCACGCUCAUCAUCUCUCGCUCAGAAAAAAGGAUCACUGCCUCGUACGGCCCGUCAUGCCAAACGCCUUACUCUGAACUUCCCCAUCAACCUGAACGAUCCUGAAACACCCGAUUCCAACAUCACCUCCCCCGGCUCCAUAACCCCAGUCACGCAGUCCGCAACUCGCCCCUCACCCGCUCAACCUCCGGGAACCCCUAUGGCAUUUGAUGUCCCGGAUGAUGGCUACGAUUUCCUGCGGGCCAUCGCCUCGCAGGAACGGAAGGUCAUGGAGCUUCGCGAGGAGCUCACGCGAGCCGAAGCAGACCUAGUGACAAUUAAAAAGCAAUGGGCAAUGUCUGAAAAGUCUAGAAAGAGGGCGGAAAUCAAUCAUGCGGAGCCACUAAUCCCCCUUCGAUCACCUGAUUCCGCAACACCCGAGGCUUCAAUUUCACACUGCCGGGAACAGAGCAUGAGCUCAGUCACAAGUUCCACGGUAUCACAAGAACGGGUGAGCCGAGAUCUAGACCGACGUGCUAGUAUACGUGCUGCCGCCGCACCCGGGACCAAGAUUGGGACUAAUGGUCGGCGAGUAUUUCACGGCGCACAUACACGGACUCUGUCUCUUUUGUCGCCAGUCUCAGGCCCCAACAUUUCUUCCCGUGGAGAAUCAGGUCCCUCGGAAGAACGUGUGGGCCGCACUCCACGGUCUGCAACACUACCAUCGGUCGAUCGCAAGAAUGCAGCUAUGAUGAGUGCACAACUAGACGAAAGCCAGGUACCGGAACAUCUCCUCGCGCAGUGGCAGAAGACUCUGCCUCCCCCUUCGCGGGAGGCCUUGGUACGCACAGGCAAACAAAUGGCAUCCGAUCUGCGCGAGGGUCUGUGGACAUUUUUGGAAGAUAUCCGACAAGCUACGGUGGGCGAGGAAGGAAUCAACGGCACACAAACACGAAGCUCACCAUCCAACUCAUUGGCACCACCAAACAGUCGCAAGCGGGAGUCAUUGGCGGGAUCCCGGAGUCGAGAACGAUUGCUAGCGGAUGGCAAGCUAUCGCGAUCAUCGUCAUCGUCUUCGCGGGGAAGGGGGCCAGCGGCCGAGACAAAAACUGGUAAAGACACCAAGCCGGCGGAAAUUUCCACGUCUUUCUGGAACGAAUUCGGCAUUGAUACACCCGCUCAGAAGUCUCCGAACGUUCCGCGCACCCCCUCCGACAGCAAACCCGCCAACCGAAACGAGGCGAACGAAGCCGAACAGCGCGUCCACCUCUCCAGUAAUUCACUCGACGCGCAGGAUGAAGAUUUCGACAGCUGGGAUAGCUGGGACACGCCCCUAUCCGCGCAGAAGACGCACACGCCCUCGUCGAGCCGAUCAACAGUUGCAUCCAAACGUGAUCAAUCGCCCGUCACACAGGGUAGCAGCCCUCGAACCAGCGCUAGCUUUGGCGAUUUGAACCCAGCUUCCUCUGCACUAGAUUCUGGUGUCUCCGAAGGCAUUCCCUGGCCUGCAAUUACCAAGCUGGCCCCCUCGAAGCUUCAACGAACUGCAUCCAAUUUGAUGGCAGAAUGGGAGCGCUCUCUUUCACCCUCUCCAGAGCGAACUGCCUCUCCUUCGCUCACCCGCAAGGACAGCAAGAGGGACUAG
Messenger RNA from Penicillium coprophilum, 1722 nucleotides. RefSeq names its product DUF4048 domain-containing protein. Lineage: Eukaryota; Fungi; Ascomycota; Eurotiomycetes; Eurotiales; Aspergillaceae. The transcript is spliced from 2 exons. Bases 1 to 1722 code for a protein of 573 amino acids. The record is from RefSeq and is a predicted model, not a curated record.